AUGGGAAAACCCAAACUAACACCAAUAAAGCAGCCAAACCCGAAAAAUGAUAAGAAAUCGGAAACAUUUUCGGACAAAAUCAAGAAAAACAAACUGAAAUUUGCAUUAUUGCUCAUAUUAGUCAUUCUUCCUUUUGUAUUUCUGCCAAUUUCAAUAUAUUUCACAUUCAAAGAUUCUGAUGUUCAAUUUGUUGAAAGUGAUAUGCACGAGACAUCUAAAGGUUAGUUUUUUUUUAAUUUUAAUUGCGAUUUUUCUAUUUAUUCACUGUUUCAGAUGUUGAUCAACGAUUGAAUGAUAUUCAAAAUAAAGUUCCGGACAAAAUUGGAGAACUAGAGGUGUUAUAUGAACAACAAUCAACCGGUUUCAUUGAAAAAUAUCAACAAAAACUUGGAUUGGAAUUUUUACAAAAACCAGGUGUUUACGAAAUGGAGGAAAGAGAAAUCAAAUCGAUUUUCGAGAUUUUGAAUGCCGACGAUUUGCAAGCUUGUGAUGCAAUAGCUAGAAGUAUUACAAAGGAGGAUUUCAAAAAAGUUUUAACCGAUCUAGAAACAUCUAGGAUUACUUUAGUCAACAAUAUUGGCAACACAUUUACUAAUUCUAAAAAAGAUUGGAACUUGAAAACUGUUGAAGAGAUAGCAAUGAUAACAAAACAUUUAAUAACAAUCACAGAUUUAUUAAAGUUUUUGUCUAAAUAUGCUGAAGAAAAAGCAAAAAAUCCUGAUGUUAAGAAAUAUGAGAAACAAAAAGACAAUUGGACAGAAACGAAUGGAUUGAAUCAAAGUUUAAUAUUGUUUUUUGCAAUAUCAGUUGCUAUUUUAUAUUUGCUUCUAGUUAUCACAAGAUGUCUUUUUGAACUUGAGAAAAUGUCAACGAAGACAUAUAAACGAUUGUUUUAUUUUCAACUAGCAGUUGCAAUUAUUUUUGAAAUUUGUUUGCUUAUUAUAACAAUUUUAUCAUUCUCCUCAACUGGAGGGUUCAAAUAUGAUUGUAAUUUGAGUGUUGAUUUUGAUUCCGGAAACAACAACAACACUUGGUAUAGUUUCAAUAAAGAGAAAAUAGAUGAAAAGUUUGUUGGAAUCAUUAGAAACAUUUAAAAAUGCUAGAUUUUCAGGAAAAUCACAUCGGUUUGUGAAAAAUCAAAGAUCAACGUAUUGGAUGGAUUGAACAUGAUGAUCAAUAAACAAGUAGUCGAUAAAUAUAUAUCAUCGAUUGAGAGUGCAACAAAUAAUGUCACAAAUCCCAAAUUAGAAAAUAUUUGGAAUGAGUUUGAAGUGAAUAUGAAUAAAUUGCGAGAAAUCAAUGAAAAAAUGAAACAAGUUGAGAAUGGAGCGUGUAUCAAUAAGAUUGUGAAAAAACAAUUAUCAAGUAAAAGAAAACCACUGGAAACUUUGAUCACAAAUACUAAUAAUUUGCUGACGGCUGUGAAAGAGAUUGGUGUGAAAUGGAAAGACGAAACAACCAGCAUGAAACAGGAUUUGAAAUCAUCGGGAGAAAAGUUGAAAAAGUUGUCUUUGAGUUUGUUUGCUUCAUUAAAUGUGAGUUUGAGUCAAUUAAUCUCAUAAAUAUGUGAAAUACUUGACAUUUCAGGCGAUUCUUGAGGAAAGCGACAUAAGUUGUUCAAGUUUCAAUGGAAAUGCUGAUGAAUUUUGUGGAAUUACCGUCCAAAAAACAUCGACAACUUAUCCAUUCGCAUAUAUAUUUCUCAUAUUGUUGUUCAUCAUUCUUAUCAUCAGUUGUAUUUGGCUCAAUUUCGAUUUUAUUCGGAAAAGAAAAAAGGAUUCUGCAAAAAAGGAUGAAAAACCGAAGGAAAAGGUAGAGGAGGGCUAUUAUUAUUUGGCUGAAAAACUAUUCAUUUACAGAAAAAUAUAGAAAAAGCGAGUCGUAUUGAGUAUACGGAUCAAACGGGCAAGACUUGUUUUUUUCCUUUAACCACCGAAGUACUGAAACAACAUGAAAUUUAUAAGGCAGAAUUGAAAAAAGAAGAGAAAAAACAGAGACGAGAGAUCAAAAAAAUGGUAGCACAGCCAAAUAUUAGAAUGAAAAGUGAAUAUAACGCCGAAGAUCUGGAGAAAUUGUUUGGCGGGAGAAAUGAGGAACCGAAGAAAGAUGAGGUUUUGGAAAAAGUUGUUUAUGAGCCAUCAUUGAAUGUGCUCUUGAAUUUUGAUGAAGAUCAUGUUGAUAUUGAACCAACGAGCAAUCAUUCGGUAUCAAGAUCGAGUAACUAUUCAAGAUCAACAACAGCAACAACAGAAAAAACUCGUACAAAUGAAAAAUGA
Caenorhabditis angaria is the source of this 2276-nucleotide messenger RNA. The record is from the annotation of a GenBank genome assembly. NCBI's taxonomy places the organism in Eukaryota, Metazoa, Nematoda, Chromadorea, Rhabditida, Rhabditidae.